GCUUUUUAAUUAUCCUUGGCACGGUUUUUUCUGGACCGAUUCUUCCGGCAUUUAUGUCCUGCAUUCUACUGUUAUUCCAGAGGUGUAAUCACAGGUCUUGCCAUGGAAGUUACCACAGCAGCGUGCAGAGUUGUGACUGUUGAAGUGCCGGCAGCUGGUGCGUAGUAAAUCUGAAGUGUGCCAUGGGCAUACUGACAAACUGGCUCUGUGCUUCGGGUGCUGCGCUCGACGGACUGGAUCUCAUCUCACCGCCGCUCUCACACAAGGAGAAUCAGAAAUUUGGGCGGACCUAGCGACGACGAAACAUCAGCCAUGAUCGGUGAUCACAUUGCGAUCCCUUUGCCUCGGCAACGGGAUCGCGCUCAGGGUCAUUAUGCAGAUCGCGACGAGUUCUUCAUUCGUCUGCCUAGGCCCCUUCUAUAAGAGCAGCUGAACUCUCCAACAGCAGCAGCGCCAACUACAGCAAGCGAGCGAGGACCGCAUCUCCACCCGAGACAGCACAAUUUCCAUCCUGCGUCUCCUUCUCGCGCAGACCUCGUCCUCUCACCAAGCCCGAUGACUUUCCAAGUCCAUGGAACUGCUCCGUCGACUUGCACCGGAAGGGUGCUGAUCGCCCUCUACGAGAAGAAUGUCGAGGACUUCCAAAUCGUCGAAGUGGACCUGAUGAAGGGAGAGCACAAGAGCCCGGAGUUUCUGAAGAAUCAGCCAUUCGGGCAGAUCCCAUUCAUCGUCGACGGGGACGUGCAGCUGUUCGAAUCUCGAGCCAUCUGCAGGUACGUGGCGCACAAGUACGCGGACCAGGGAACGCCGCUGUACGGAGCGACGGCGGCGGACGCCGCCCUGACGGAGCAGUGGCUGGAGGUGGAGGCGCAGAACUACAACGGCCCGAUCGCCGCGCUGGUCUUCAACCUGGUGUUCGCGCCGAUGUUCGGCGCGCCGCGCGACGACGCGGUGGUGGCGGCGCAGACGGCCAAGCUCGAGGCUGUGCUCGAUGUGUACGAGCAGAGGCUGUCGGAGAGCAAGUUCUUGGCCGGCGAUUUCUUCAGCCUGGCCGACUUGGCGCACAUGACCUACACGCACUACUUGAUCAACAUGGCGCACCAGGGAGCCAUGUUCGACUCUCGCCCCCACGUCAAGGCCUGGGUUGCCGAGCUCUUCGCUCGCCCGUCUUACCAGAAGUGGUUGGCGCUGCCCGGGCACCUUCACUGAGCGAUCGGAACGCCGUGCUUGUCUGUCAGUCAGUCAUGUCGCUCGCUGGGUGUUAGCAUCACAUUUUUGCUACCGAUGUGGCUGUGUUUACUGUAUUUACGGUCAUCACCAGCAUGGCCACUUUGAAAUCAAUGAAUAUAAUAUUGCGACACGGAUUUGUAUUUUGUAAGA
Molecule: messenger RNA, 1380 nt
Organism: Marchantia polymorpha subsp. ruderalis
Lineage: Eukaryota; Viridiplantae; Streptophyta; Marchantiopsida; Marchantiales; Marchantiaceae
Source: the annotation of a GenBank genome assembly